AUGUCAACCUUAUCGUUGGCUAAAAAUCUGAAAGCAGUGGCAAGCUUGGCACCACGCCCGGUGGUCACCUGGGAUCGUGCGGAGCGCAUCCGACGUAAUCGCGAGAUCUGGGACAACAAGCAGUCCAUCGUGCACCGAUUGCCGCUGCAUUAUCAGAAGAGAUACUGGCAGUAUGUUCUGAGCGAGGCCGCACCGGUACACUAUCGUAAGCCGACCUCACGCUAUGAAUGGGAUCCAAAGCGACGCACAAUGAUCGAGACUGAGGAUUAUCCAAUAAUCGGUUUCCAUCCUCCGGAAGCCGACCGAGGUUUAUGGGGUGGUGAAACAGUCGUGAAGGGUUACGUUGAAUCGCGGCCAUUUACAAGAAAAAAGAUUUUGCCACGACACUGGAUACCACAUUUCUUUUUUCCUCGCUUGAAGAAUGUUGUUGUAUAUUCCGAGAUUUUAAAUAAGCACAUGAAGGUAGUGGUGACCGAACGCACAUGCCGCCUGAUUGAUAAGCACUUCGGCUUGGAUUCAUAUUUGCUGGAAACUCCCGAAAUUGAUAUUGCUUCCAGACUUGGAAACAGGCUGAAGCGUGAAAUAUUGUUGACGUUAGCAAAGGGUACGUAUUACCCCGACGACCAGGAAAGGCAUGAUUUUAUAAAACGAAAAUAUGCGAAGUUUGUGAUACCGGUAGAGGAAGCUGAAUGGAUUGGCUUGGAUCUGAACGAAGCUUGCAGGAAGCAGCAAGAAAUAGAAGAAAGUGUUAAGCCGGAACCGGAGAAGUAUAAAUUCGAAUUAGAACUGGUAAAACGCCUAGCGAGUGGUGAUGAGGAUCCAGAUAAAGAUGAAAUCGUUAAAGAACUGGAAUCAGAAUCAGUAGUUGCUGAAAAAGCGAAGAAACUGAUGAGCAGCGCCAAGAACUUAAUCAUAUUUUUCGUUAAAAGAAUGGAAGAGGAAGCUGAAACAGCUGGAGAGGCUUCGAAGUGUGAUGCAUGUAUAAACGAUAGUAGCGCGAUUGCUGAAGCAAUUUGUGGCGCAAAGGAACCGGAUCCACAGCCGGCAGGAACCGACUUAUCUGAGCAAAAACGUGUGUCAAAAAGGCAGGCUAGGAGGCUACGAAAGGAGGAAUUGAGGCUGUCAAAGAAAAGAGAGCGGCGAGUUCAGGAGAAGUUAAAAAAGAAAGCGAAACAUGCUGCCCAGCGUGAGGCUGGAUGCAUCCCAACCAAACGAGCUCGGAUCAGAGAAGUGUCCUUACUUCAGAUUUGUUUUAUUCCAAUAGGGUUUGAUCUUGCACUACUUGAAGCUGCAAAGAGAUAUUUGGCCGGGAAUGCUUCUGCGCUGAAAAUGCACAAGCAGCGAGUUGCCAUUGAUAUGUCAUUCGAGAAUUUGAUGCGCCCAAAAGAUAUUCGCCAUUUGUUUGUUCAAUUAGCACAUGCCUAUGCCGUGAAUCGACGAGCAAAAAACCCAUUACAGUUCAGUGUGGUCGGCUUUUCGGGACCUCAGAAUAAGCAGUUUUUUGACAACCCGAACAAUCAUCACUGGGAUGUGAUCUUCGAAGAGCGACCUUUGGAUGUCGUCUUCGAAAAGAGCGAAAUUGUUUAUCUGACAGCUGACUCUGAGAACUCACUGGAAACGCUGGACAGCUCAAAAGUGUAUGUAAUCGGUGGUUUACUCGAUCAUAACUCUCUAAAAGGGCACUGCUUAAAGUUAGCUACCGAAAAGGGAUAUGCCCACGCACGUUUACCAAUUGGCGAACAUAUCGCUCUACAAACCAGAAAGGUGUUGACAGUUAAUCAAGUUUUUGAAAUUCUGUUGCGGUACACGGAAAACCAGUCGUGGGUGAACUCGUUUCUUGAUGUUAUUCCGCGAAGGAAAGGAGUUAUUGAGAUUAGCAGCUGUUUGAAAAAUAAAAAUGAAACUGAAGAUGGCGAUGCCGACAAAAGAUCGGAAGAAAAUGAUGACCAGAAAUCUACAACCAAUGUUAAGGAGCCUCUAGAAAGCAGCUGUAGCGAAGAAAGCACUUUAAACGACGUAUGCUGA
This is a messenger RNA of Gongylonema pulchrum, 2025 nucleotides long. The record is from the annotation of a GenBank genome assembly. NCBI's taxonomy places the organism in Eukaryota, Metazoa, Nematoda, Chromadorea, Rhabditida, Gongylonematidae.